AUGAAAGAAAUCGCACUCUGGUCAUGCGAGGAAGUGGUCGAUUGGUUGUCAGAUGUUGUACCAGAAUACUGUGAGCCAUUGAAGAAUUUCACUGGGCAGGACUUGGUGAACCUAACGAAGGAGGAUUUCAAGAAGCCCCCUUUGUCGCGUGUGUCUUCGGACAAUGGCCAACGUCUGCUGGACAUGAUAGAGACUUUGAAAAUGGAGCACCAUAUUGAGGUACACAAGAACGGGCAUGCCAACGGCCACUUGGUCAUCAGUACGGAGGCCCUCACCAAUGAAAAUGGUUUCAGCAGCAAAAGCAAACCAAACGGGAUGCCAAAUGGGUACAGGAAGGAUAUGAUACAAAUCCACAUGCCAGAACCGGAACGUUCUCAGUAUCCCAUGGAAUGGGGGAAGACAUUUUUGGCUUUCUUUUAUGCACUUUGCUGUCUAGUCCUUACAACAGUGACAAUCUCAGUUGUCCAUGAACGAGUGCCUCCCAAGGAGGUGGAUCCGCCCCUACCAGACGCUUUUUUUGAUCACUUUAGUCGAGUUCAAUGGGCCUUUUCUAUCUGUGAAAUUAAUGGUUUGAUCCUUGUAGGACUCUGGGCAGUUCAGUGGCUGCUCUUAAAAUACAAGUAAGUACAUGCAUAUUUUGAUAAUAUUUAAUUCAGUCCCAGAUACUAAUAUUAUUUUAUUUUUUAUACUUUGCUGAUUUAUUUUUUUCAAGCUGACUCUGCUUCUUUAAUAAUGAGCCUGGCUUGUAAAAUGUGGUGGAGAGAUGUGUUAAAUACAGUCGGAGGCAAGAACAGUAAUUUUAUGAAAUCUGUAUGUUAAACAGAUAUAUAAGGAUUUUUUUAUACUAAGAUGUUAACUUGGCUUGUAAGUAAUUAUUUAGAAAGAAGUUUCCCACCAGCCCCAAUACUGCUCACUUGCAUUGGUAAUUUACCCCUCCUUCUCCUUGCAGGAUGACGAUGCUUCUCCAUACUAGUUAUGUUGCUCUCCUCUAGUAUCAAAGGACCAUUUUAUUCAUUUUGUUUUCCUUCCUUCCAUGCAAUUCAAGGCAGUUUGCAUGGGAGUCCCUGGCAGUGUCCCAUCCAGUUAAUACAUGGACCUGCUUAGCUUCAGCCAGGCUGCUGCAUGAUGUGCCUUCAGAGCCAUGUCCAUAGGAGGGGAAAGCACUUGGGCUGCUCAUGCAGCUAAGAUCACUGGUGCCUGCUCUGCUGAAGCCCUUAAAGCAGACAUGGCACAUCUAUGACCCAUGGGCCAGAUCAGGCCCAUGAAAGAGCCUAGAGCAGUCAGCCUUUCCUCUGCCAAAAUUGGGCACCUCACCCUACUUUGGAAAAGUACCUCUUCUCUCUCUGGCAUAGCACCAUUAAAAAGAAAGCUGUAGAGGUUUAGGUAACGAGGGAGGGAGUUUUCCUUCCGGGGGUUGGGGGGGCAUCAAAAUGUGUGGGGUGUAUGUAUGUCAGCACAUGUGCAUGUGUGAAUGUGCAUUGGCCCCUUCAGCAAUUCCUGUUGCUGGCAUGCCGCUGUCAGAGGGUUGGCCAACUCUCAGUGCUGCCACCUGGCUGAAAAAGACGGCCACUCUUGCUUUUAAAGGGCGUGAGGAAGAGGGCCCUUUAUAGUAGUAUUGCAGCAUGGUUUCCCCCUAGAAUGCUGCCUGCACAAAUGCAAUCUCAAGCCUCAAGUUCAUUUUUUGUUCAUUUGUUUAGUUUUGAAAAUGUGUUGAUGUUUUAUGAGGGAAAGAUUCCAUUGUAUUUCAAAAAUAGCAUGUGCACAAAGAUAGCUCCGUGCAUCUAAUAAAGCUUUUUGCAUAGCAGCUCCUGCCUCAUGGCAUGGCAUUUUUAAAACUGGGGAGGCAGGAGGGGGAUUUGCAAAAGCAGUAUGAGAUAUGGCCUCGGUUAUGAAGUGUAUGUUUGCACUUAAGAGAAAAUAGCCUAAAGUCCCAUGCCGUUUUGGAUCCUGUUCAUUGUUAUCUACAUUACACCUCAAACACAUUUGUGUGUGUGUACAUUAUACACAAUAUAGUGUGUGUGUGUGUGUGCUUGUGCUUGCGCAUGCACACACACAUAUUCAUUCCGUGAGUAUAUCCUCUGUUCUCAGGUCAUUAUCUUCACUUCCUAAGAGAUAAGAAUAAAAAUUCUCCACAGGCUAUAAUGCACUGAUAGUUUGGAAUGUUAUGAAAAUUGUUUAUAACCACACUUUGCUACCAGUACAGCUGAAAUUCUGCCUUAUAAGGCUAUAAAGAAAGCUUCAAAAUGUGUUUCAUAAUAUUUUUUUCUAAUAUAUAAAGUAUUUACUAGUUCCAAAUGUAAAAGGAAUAGCAAUAAAUGGCAUUUAAUGUAUUGUGAUAUUUAUUUAUGUUCCAAGCUAGCUUAGUGUAGAUAUCAAAAAGACCUAGAAUGAAGCUAUACUAAUUGGCUGGCUGCACUUAAAAUUGGCCUGUACCGAACAAGUGAGGUGCCCAUAAACAUGGCAAGAUACAUUUAUUUUUCUCUCUUGAAUGCCUUUUAUUGGCUUAUGUGAAAGAAAGUUAAGUCUGUGUAAACAGGGAGGGGGGUUGUUGAGGCAAUAGGGGAGCCUACCUUCAGGUCUUCCCGAUUUUCUCCUCUAAGCCUCUUUCUUCCAUAGAAACAAAUGGUUCACACCGAUGUACUGGAGAAACAGAAGCUUCUGCACAAUGUUCAUGGAAGCCUGUUGCCUUCCUCUGCAGGAGCAUUGUCAUACUGGACCUCCAGUGCACUUCACCUUUUCCCAAAGGAAUAAAUGACAACCUCUCAUUUAUGGGGGCAUGGGGAGAAUAAAGGCGUUUAUUUAAGGACCCACUUGGAGUCUAGGCUGUAUUUUGCCCCUUUAGAGGCGGGUUCUGCCCAGUGGCGUGCGGUCAUUGGACUAGGGAGACUAGGCUAGUCCCCUAAAUGUUCCCCUGGCAUCUCCUUCCCAAAGCCUGGGAAGCUUCUACCCGGCUUAAGGAGGGAGGCAUGAUGCUCCAGAGGGUCCAAAAGCCUGCCCACUGCCUUCCCAAAGCCCACCCAGCUUUGGGAAGGAAGCAGGAGGGCUCCAGCAUCCUGCCAGAGGGAAGCACGAUGCUCAUGUGCGUGACGUCAUCUGCCGUGCAAGCUGGCGCCUCUGGCCCUGACUGUUCCCCUAUGCAAAAAUUCACCACAUGCCACGGGUUCUGCCCCUCAGCUGGAUCCCAGAUUACAGCCUGUGCUUUGUCCAAUAGCCUGCUGAUAUCUGGAUGAUUCUGCCCACAGUUCUGUUCUUGGUCAGGUUAGGAGGGAAUGUUUGGAACCGAUUACCCUGCUGCCAUUGCUAUCUUGAUUUUUCUGGUCUAUUCCACUAAGUGAGAAUAAUAGCUUCCAUUUGUUUUUAAAUGAAUGUUUCAUUUACCAAAAUGAAUAUGAAUUAUUUAUUGUCCUAGAGCACAUAAAUUGCAUCUAGAGCCCCAUGCUCAUUUUGCCUUGAAAACACUUACAAUCCUGAAGAACUUCAAGUGAUGCAUAAUUUCCUCCCUUUUCUCUCCAGGUCCAUUAUUAGCAGGCGAUAUUUUUGUAUAGUUGGCACACUGUACCUGUAUCGGUGUAUUACGAUGUAUGUUACUACCCUCCCGGUACCUGGCAUGCAUUUCAACUGUUCUCCAAAGGUAACUUUCCCCCCCUUUGUGUUAUUGUUGUCUAAAAUCUUACUCUUUAUUUUCCCAAAGAUUUGGAAAACUUUAGUCAGGGUGAGCUGCGAAUCGCUGGCCAAGGAGAAUUGGCAACAGUUCUUUCACGGCUGAUCAGUAUUGCUUGUUGCUUAACCGUAGUGUUUGAUAAUAAACAGGUUCUAUCAGAAUUUAGCUCAGUACCACCUUCCUUGGAUCACCUGAAACAAACAGUGUUGAAUUUGAGAGCAGUCAUAUGAUUGUCAUUCUGAAGGGAGUCCACAUUCCCACCAGCCCUCUUGAAAGGUGAUCAGCACCGUCAGAGCUUGAGCACAAGUACUAGUGACUUCCUCACUACAAAGGAUAGAGCUGUAUACAUUCCCAGAAUGUAGGGAGUCCCCUAUUGCCACAUUUUGAACAUGGUUUUUAGACAUUACUAGGACUAACCUGUGCUUAUACCAUCAGCUCUGCUGGAGACACAUGUAGCAGGUUGCUGAAAUUUCCAGGAAGCUCAGUGGUGUUGAUUUCCCUCUGCUGGUAUAGAGAUGCAACUCAUACUAUGGUUCACUAUAUCUCUGCCUCGUGCUUAGGCCAGAACCUGGACAGGAACUAUAGAACCGCCACUUCUACAGGUGCCACAUAAUGUUGCUGACAAACUUGCAGGGAAUCAUCACUUUCAGUGCAGUGGCGCCUACAGUACACUUUGGAACUCCUUGCCCAUUGAUAUUAGGCAGGUUCUUUUGCUGUACUGUUUUCAGCAACCACUAGAAAGGGUUGUUUUUUUGUUUGUUUUUGAGGGAACCUGCCUAGAGACAUGCAUUUGAGGUGUGUUUAAACAUGUAGUUUGAUUUACAAUGCCUAUUUUAAAAACUCUUUGAUUUUAUUUUGAAAACCUUUAGGCUAACUUUGUGUUGGAAUACCUGAGUUUUAUUUGUAAAUUUUGUAACUCACUUAGGUUUUGAUGAUUAAACAGUAUAUAAAUCCUGCUAAAUAAAUAAAUAAAAAUCCUUGAAAAGCCAGGGUAGUCAGGAGCUGAGUUGCAACCAUCAAGUCACCAUCCCUGAAAUGAAAAUGCGAAAGACUGGUUCAUAAUUUAUGGGAUUGUUUGUGACUACCAUCUUCAGUGGCAAUUGUUACUUUUAUACCAUGCAGUAGAGCACUGGGGAUGCUUAGUGAUUUUCACCAAGCAGGACAGAUGAGGUCCGUUGGUUGUACAAGCAAGCAUGACAGGAGGUUGUUGUUGCUAUCUCUGGCAUCAACCUUGUUCUACCAAAGGCAUUUCAGAUUAUAUACAUGCAAGCGUUGCUAUCUGCACAAUAUCCCACAAACAUGCCAUAACUCUGUCACUGGAAGAGGAGUAGCCUCAACAAUCCUCUAUAAGUCUUCAUUGCAUGAUAGAGGGCAGACACAAUAAUGGGAAAGAGUUAUAUUCUUCACUGCAUAAUGUUUUCUCAAGCACUGUGCAUGCCAUUUGCAGCAAGGUUUUUGUGAAUCUCUUGUCCGUUGUUUGCCUUGCCAUCCCAAAGCUCCCUGUUUCUAAACAAACCUAAGGAGAAGUGGCCCUACAGAUGAUGCUGAACUACAGAUCCCAUAAUCCCUGACAAUUGGCUAUGCUAGCUAGAGCAGAUGAGGCUCCCACAACAGCUGGAUGGCUGCAAGUUUGUCACCCCUGGGACAGAGAAAGAGGAGCUCCUAAAUAUACCAUGUCAAGGGUUAGCAUACUAUUCCAGUGGACCUGUAGGUCUUUAUUGGAUGCCAAAACAGUCAUUGGUGUCGAUGUACAAAUCCUGCAGACCAAGUCUUGUAUAUACUUGUAUAUCCAAAGGUGAACCUUCUUAUUUUGUAGAACUAAUGUUGGGGUGAGAGGAAUCCAAGAUGAUGGCGAGCAGCUUGUGAGAGGCAGCUGGAGCUUCCUGUUUAUCUGUUUUGACCCGAUUCAUGCAGAGUUAGUGCCUGCAGGGCUCCACUGGAUAUUGCAGUUUGACAAGUUUAAUUACUAUUUGGCUGAAAUAAUAUGAAGCCAUGGUACUUAUAAGGAACAUCUCACACAUGGUUGCUAUUGGUUUAUUGUCUAUGUUCCAGCACUUGUAUAUUAUAGAAGGCAAGUGCUAGAUACAAGAUUGAACAGCUGUUCUUCUAGGAGGAGCUCUACAUCUCUCCUUUUCAUUCCACAGUGUGCUGCCACAGUUUACAAACCAUUCUCAAUUAUGCCUUUAUAGCUACUGAGAGAAUACAGACAAGUUACCCAUUUACAUGGCUUGAGCGGGAACACUUUUUCUACACAGUAAUGGGCAUCAUUUAACAUUGUGAGCCAUGCACACCCAGUUGGGGGCAGGGACAGGAUUUUAAAUGGGAGCACUUAUAAACAUUUCGCUAUUCCUUGCUAGUUUUAUUUUAUUGUAUCUGAAUGGCCAUUUAUCUGCUGUUAAGAUAUGCUCCCAGGCAUGGUCAUUGGAGGUGAGCUGCUUACAGCCUGUUAAUUAUCUUUAGCUCCUUUUGUUGCAGAGGGAAAUCUGAGAGAGAGAGAGAGAGAAAUGUAAUAGCAGUGAGAGUAAUGAUCUCAGAAGCCAAUGUGAAUCCCAGAUGUUUUAUGAAUUCCAAUAUCAUGAUUUUUCAGGCAAGAUUUAUAAUGUUUAAUAGGCAUGUGUUUAACAUGUGAGACCAUUGGCAAUUAAAAGUGUGCAACACUGGCUGGAUCUUGCCUUAUGUACAUAGUAGCCACGGAGGAUAACAUGCAUGUCAGCCAUUUCUUAUCAGCCAACAAGCUUCUUUAAAGAAGAUGCCAAUUGAUUUCUCUUUCGCCAAAUUAUUCAGACCUAGCAAAUGAUGGUUCUGGGCAAGUUAUUUGCUUUUUUGGCUUUGGGUUGUAUCAAACAAAGUCAUACUACUAGCACCUGUGCAGUGGGAGUUCUUCUCUCUGAAUGCCUCCCAAAUGUGUUCAGGGGGUUCCUCAACCCUCUGGAGCUGAUUUGGAGGGAGGGGCAGGGAAGGUAUGAGCAAAGGAGAAGAAAUCCAAUUAUGCAAACAGAAGUCCUAGCGCUAAUGGGAUGGCUUUGUUCGAUACAACCCUAUAUUUUUAAUUACUCAUACAUUUGCAGUUGAAAUAAUUAAAGUGAUAUUAUUUCAAUUCUUAAGCCUUUCCCUUGCUGAAAAAUUCAUGAAUACAAAGACAUGGUUGUUGGCUUCUUAGGAUCGUGUGUGUGUGUGUUUAAAAAAGAUAUUUAUUUAUUGAAUGCUAUGAUACAUUAAGUGGUAAAGAGUUUUAAUGCCUAAUAAGAUUUAUUUUUUUUAAUUGCCAGGUUCUGAAUGUAAAUUAAGCUUUCUUUUAUAAGAUUAUUCUAAAUGGUAUCGAUGAAAUGUGCUGAUGUUUCCUCCCCCCUCUCCUUCCACCAGCUCUUUGGAGACUGGGAAUCGCACAUGAGGAGGAUAAUGAAGAUGCUUGCUGGAGGUGGGCUGUCCAUCACAGGAUCACACGAUCUGUGUGGUGACUACUUGUUCAGCGGUCACACAGUUAUGCUAACACUUACAUACUUAUUUAUCAAAGAGUGUAAGUUUGACUUUUUCAGUUUCGGACUAAAAAAUGUAUCUUGGUUAAUAUGAGAACACACUGUAAAAUACUGCCUUGCUGUUAGCGCUUUGUACCUUGAUAUUUUUGCUAAAAAGUAUGUCAGUGGAAAUAAAUAUCCAACAAUGAAAGUAAACACAGAAACUCUUAACAAAGAACGCUAGCCUUCCUUUGAGCAUGUUUUUAGAGGAACAUACAAUGGGAUUAAAAUGUAAUUUAGCCUUUCUAUCCAAACUCAUUGCACAGCAUUCUCAUCCUUCUCUUAUUAUGACAACAACAACUUACGGUGUAAAACAAACUGGGGGAAAAGGAAAGGCACAUCUCAUCUUAAUAAUAUUUGUUUGCUGGGAUUGGAGUGUAGUCUAUGUUAAUGUAUUUUCCAAGGAAAAUAGUUGCUGAAUAAAAGUUUUACCUGACAUCACAUCUGAAUGCUAAUACAGUUAUGCUGGUCUGGUGUGGCUGGCUCAGUCAUUUCUGAUCUGCAGCCAAGAUUAAUGGGAAAACCAAUUCAACUCUAAAGCAACUGAGAUUGGAAGAAGAUUAGCCUAAGUCUUUGGUUCCCUUUGUCAUGAUUAAUUCUCUGCUACCAAAUUUCAGUAUUAGCCGUUUAUAAACCAGUUGCAGAGUUGAAGCAUCAAUAAAUACCCAUACACUUGUAAUUCUUGGAGAAUCAUGAUCCUCCCAUUCAUUUUGGUUCUUUCAAUUUUGUUUUUGUAUGCUUUAUGGCUGAUAACUGCUUAUUAAAAGUGGAAACUAGUACAGUAUACAGGCAACUCCCCAUUUAUGUUCUGAGGCACUGCGUGUGUAAGUGAAAUUGCAUAUAUUUGAAACACCAUUGAUAAAGCCUGCAAACACCCCAUUCCCCCACCCCAUCCCAUUCCGCCAAGGUGCUCAAGAAGCUGGUGGCAGUCCAGCUUCAGGCAUGCUUGGAGGAAGCUGGUUAUUUGGAUCCAUUCCAGUCUGGUUUCAGACCACUUUGCUAGCCGUGCUUGAUAACAAUUAUUGCGGGAGAGAUGGAGGGAGUGCAGUUGUCUGUGGUUCCCUUCAGAUCUCAUAUGACCCCUGUUUAAAACAGCUGCACAGGUUGCCAGUAAGUUUCUGGGCUCAAUUCAUGUGUUCAUGUUAGUGUUUAAAGCCCUAAAUGACUUAGGCCCCAAAUACCUGGAAAAAAGCCACCUCAUUCCCUACAGACUGCCUUGGAUAGUAAGAUCAUUCGAGGGAGCACCCUUCCACAGCCUUCAGAAGCUUGGAGGGUGAUGGUCCAGGGAGAAGCAUUAUCUGUGGCAGACCCUAGGCUGUGAAACUCCCUUCCAACAGUAGUGUGUCUGGCUAUUUUAAAUUGCUGUAAACUGCUUUUAAUACUGUGUUUUAAUUGUGGUAACCCACCCUGGGGCUUGGGGGUGAAGAAGGGCAGGUAAUAAAUUGUAGUGACAAUGAUAGCAAUAGUAAGUAAACAAGAAAUGCAUGCUUAAAUUGAGCUCUCAUUUGAAUGGCUGCACUAUUCCCUGAAACGUUCUCAGGGAGGCAAUGGCAGCUAGAGUUCUGAAGCCACAGAUAUCUAUGAUAUUGUUACUAUCCUCUUUCCAUUCCACAGAAUGCUGGGGGUUAUCCCAUUUGAAGAUGUUCAGCUUAUGAUACUGUGUUUAAUUCUUCAUCCUGUGAAGGAGAAUGUGCUAUGUGCAUGGCAUUAAUGCUUUCCACCUUUCCUUGCCUUCAGAUUCACCUCGGCGACUCUGGUGGUAUCAUUGGGUUUGUUGGACUCUCAGCUUAGUGGGGAUGUUCUGUAUCCUCUUGGCUCAUGACCACUACACUGUGGAUGUGGUGGUGGCUUACUACAUCACUACAAGACUUUUCUGGUGGUAUCACACAAUGGCCAACCAACAAGUGAGUCUCUCUUCCCCCAAUAGCUUAAGCUGACCUAUUCCAAUACAUUUGUUCUUGUACUGGAUCUGAUUUUUUAUCCAGACCCUCUGGGAAGGCAGUAUAUAUAUGUGUGUGCAUUCACACUUUCUGUCAUGAGGAGGGGACUUGGGGGGAGAGUGAGCAGCAACAAGCUCAAACAAGUUUGGCUACUCAUAUCUGCCUUUCAGGCUUGUCCUGAAUAUGUUAAGUACUUCCUGCUCGGUGCUUUCCUACUUGUGAAACAGUCAGGGACGGGUUUUUUUUUGUUCUAAGAUGUGAAACCAUUAUUAAUAGAUAGUAUGCAAAAACAUUGAUUGCUUCCCAAGAUAUAAUAAGGUAUGAUAAGGAAAAAAAGUUCCUGAAGCAAAGCACAUUUAAAUCAUAGUUUCCAUGUGCUACUUCUGUUGUGCUCUUCUUUUCUGUUGGUGUGAUGGGGUACAUAGCAAGCUCUCCCCUGUGUUUCUUCUGUCCCCCAGCCCCAAAAAGUAGUAGUCAUAAUGGGACCCUAAUAAUGUGUUUCAGGCAUGAAAUAUAUUGGAAGAGCAAAUAAACUGCUGCCUGUGGGUUUUCCUUUAUUGAGGCUUCAUUUGUAAACACUGUUGUUUUGCAGGUGCUAAAAGAAGCUUCCCAGACAAACCUCCUUGCACGAGUGUGGUGGUAUAGACCCUUCCAGUACUUUGAAAAGAAUGUUCCGGGCAUUGUCCCACGCUCUUACCACUGGCCAUUUUCCUGGCAAGCUCUCCGACUGGGUAGACAGCCUAAGUACAGCAGAUUGGUGAAUGACACAUAA
Molecule: messenger RNA, 9888 nt
Organism: Podarcis lilfordi (Lilford's wall lizard)
Lineage: Eukaryota; Metazoa; Chordata; Lepidosauria; Squamata; Lacertidae
Source: the annotation of a GenBank genome assembly